Molecule: messenger RNA, 825 nt
Organism: Microbotryum saponariae
Lineage: Eukaryota; Fungi; Basidiomycota; Microbotryomycetes; Microbotryales; Microbotryaceae
Source: the annotation of a GenBank genome assembly
AUGGACUGCCGGGAUGACCUCACCUCGGUCGACAUGGAUCAUUCGGUCGUGACGGAAUCGCUCGCGUCGGCGACGUCGUCCUCGACCAUCUCACUGUACCCCUUCAUCGACCACCAUGGCUGCUACGGUACCAACCUCGCCCUUCCCGACUCGUUACCGCGCGUGCUGAGACCAUGGGACAGCAAGGACGUGUGUACCGCGAACGACGAGCUGGGGGAACCGGACGAUGCGUUGAACCCGAGGAGUGGGGGGCCUUGGACGGGAGGCUCGAUCGACAGCCAGGACGACGAUGAUGAACUCUUGGUCCAUGUCAAGUUUACUGAAUUGGUCAAGAUCAAGUCCAUGCUGAUUGGUGAGUUUGUCAUGACCUCGCUCGGAUUCGUCACUCUCGACCGCUUCGUGGCGAGGAGCUGACUCAUCCCGAUCACACGAUGUCCAGGGACCGGCGGUGGGCGAGCUUCGAAUGCACCUCGUCUCCUCAAAUGCUGGGUCAAUCGAGUCGAUGGUCUCACCUUUUCGGACGUCAACUCGACCGCGACCUCGCAAGAGUUUGAACUGCUCGAGUCGACGUCAGGAUCGCACGAUUCGCUCGAAUACCCCGUCCGAUUGGCCAGAUUCUCCAACGUCUCUACCAUCGAUCUCUACUUUGCCAACACGAGAGGUGGGGAGAGCUCGAGGCUGUACUACUUGGGUUUCAUGGGCGAGUCGAGACGGAUCAAGAAAGAGGAGAACUCGGGCAUGACCGUCGGCGCCGAGACGGGGGUGGAUUCCAUGAUCGAUCGUAUGAAGGAGUCCAAACCGAGUGGGGGAGCACCCGUGAGGUAG